Molecule: messenger RNA, 716 nt
Organism: Camellia sinensis
Lineage: Eukaryota; Viridiplantae; Streptophyta; Magnoliopsida; Ericales; Theaceae
Source: RefSeq, a predicted model, not a curated record
UAUAUGUUCUACUGUUCUCUAUUUACAUUUUCAGUUCAUAAAUUUCGAGAGUGAGAAAAAUGAGAGGUGGAAAUUACAAUGAUGAUGGAUCUAGUGACAGAGGACUUUUAUCUCGUCUUGCUGGCUAUGCUGUUGGACAAUACCUUCCGUCUUAUGGGGCAUAUCCUCCUCAAGGAUAUCCGCCUCGAGGAUAUCCCCCUCAGGUCUACCCGUCAGCUGGAUAUCCUCCUACUGGUGGAUACCCACCAGCUGGAUAUCCUUUCCAAGGUGGGUACCCACCGGCAGGUUAUCCUGGUCCGUCAGCAUAUCCUCCCCCAGGUGGAUAUCCACCAGCAAUUUAUCCUGGUCCAUCAGCUCCGCCUUAUCCAGGUUCUGGGCCUAGUUUGGGAGCAUUGAUAGCUGGUGGCGCUGCUGCUGCGGCUGCAGCUUAUGGGGCCCACCAGCUAUCACAGGGUGCCCAUAAUCUUACCCAUGGAGGUUUCUAUGGUCGUCAAGGAAAGUUUAAGCGUGGGAAGCAUGGAAGGUUCGGAAAGCGUGGGGGAAAGUACAGAAAAUGGAAGUGAUUAUCACUCACUAUUUAGUAGUGCUGUUUAGGCUUGCAGUGACUGACUAUUGUCUUUUUUAUUUUUAAAUUUUAUGAUUCUGGAUACAAUUUGGGAGUAAUGACACUGGCAUAUGUGUAUAAUUACAAAUUUCUUUUAUGUUAUGUUUCUACU